AUGUUGUUGGUGGCCCAAUCCACAAACGUUCCGUUGCGCUUACACGACCCCUGUCCACCAGCAGAUGACCCCGCCGGCACCUCCACCUCCACCUCUACGCCCACCUCCACCUCCACCUCCACCAUCCCCAAACCCAUCCCCCACCACGUCAAAAGGAAGAUGGACAGAGCGCAAGCGGAUCACGCGCUGGAGAUAGGGAAGACGUUCCGCCUCCCAGAAGCAGGCACGGCAUGUAAACCAGAAGCCGAACACGCGCUGCAGAUAGGGAAGAAGUACCGCUCAUUGCGGACGCUGGCUCAAUCACAGCAACGACCACUUCCACCGGCGGGCGCGGGCGCGGGCGCGGGAAGGGAAAGGGAAACGGGGGCCAUAGCUGAGGACAGCAACGUGGAAAGCAACCUGGUCAGCGACCUCGUCAAAUGCUUUGCGAGGGAGCUCCGGCAGGCGGCGACAGAUCUCGAUGCCAAACAUGCCAAAUGCGCAAAACUACUGGACCUGCGAAAUGAGAAAAACUCCAAAGACGCUUUGAAAGUCUUCAAUUCUGCCCAGGUCAAUGACCUCCAGAUUCAACUGCUACGAUCCCGGCGUAAAGUAGAGACUCUGCUUGAGGAGGCCAAGGACCUGCGUUUCGAGAAAAUGGAAGUAGAAGCUGCGCUGGAGUGCGAGCGGAAGGACACGGCGGAGCUCAGGUAG
Fimicolochytrium jonesii is the source of this 693-nucleotide messenger RNA. RefSeq lists its product as uncharacterized. The record is from RefSeq and is a predicted model, not a curated record. The transcript has 5 exons. Bases 1 to 693 code for a protein of 230 amino acids. NCBI's taxonomy places the organism in Eukaryota, Fungi, Chytridiomycota, Chytridiomycetes, Spizellomycetales, Powellomycetaceae.